Messenger RNA from Mycotypha africana, 656 nucleotides. RefSeq lists its product as uncharacterized. Lineage: Eukaryota; Fungi; Mucoromycota; Mucoromycetes; Mucorales; Mycotyphaceae. The record is from RefSeq and is a predicted model, not a curated record. The transcript has 5 exons. Gene Ontology annotation, molecular function: protein binding. The coding region runs from base 97 to 510 and encodes 137 amino acids. Gene Ontology annotation, cellular component: mitochondrial outer membrane; peroxisomal membrane. Gene Ontology annotation, biological process: peroxisome fission; autophagy of mitochondrion; mitochondrial fission.
UGCCCAAAGAACAAUUAGAAGGAAGAGCUUUUCAUUUUCUCUUUCCAUUUAUUGAUUCGUUUAUCUAUUUCUGAGGGAAAUACAAACGAUUUAGCAAUGAAGACAGAGUCAGUACCAUUGAUACAAGAUGCCCAGAUACCACUUACACCUGAUGAACUCGAGGUACUGCGACGGCAAUUCAUAAAAGAAGGAGAAUAUGUUACUAUACAGACCAAGUUCAACUAUGCCUGGGGAUUAAUCAAAUCAACUAAGCAAGAACAUAUCGAGUUAGGCAUAAAAUUAUUGACAGAUGCGCCUGAAAGAAGAAGAGAAUGCUUAUAUUUUUUGUCCAUUGGAAAUUAUAAGUUAUCGAAUUAUUCUGAAGCGAGACAAUUCAAUGAUCAGCUUUUGAAGUUAGAACCGAGAAAUGACCAAGCGAUCGCUUUAAAACAGUUAAUUGAUGAGAAAGUCUCCACAGAGGGUGUGAUAGCAGUUCUGUAUCAUAUUAUCACCAUCCUAUACUUUAGGUAGUUAAACUGACUUUCUGAACGUUUAUGAAUACCAAGCCCUCGCUAUUAAACGAGCAGACCUGCCAUGUAUCUUUUCCUAUACCACUAACGCACAAUAAAUCGGUCUAAAAAAAAAAUGCAAAAAAAAAAAAGUGUUAAUGUACGAAA